Hyaloperonospora brassicae is the source of this 1032-nucleotide messenger RNA. The record is from the annotation of a GenBank genome assembly. NCBI's taxonomy places the organism in Eukaryota, Oomycota, Peronosporomycetes, Peronosporales, Peronosporaceae.
AUGGUGCAGUCCCGGAAGAUCGUGUGCACAAAGCUGUCGACGGACUUUCGUGCGUGCACGGCCAUCGUGGCGUUCCAAGUGCCGGCGCUCAAGCCCAGCGACGUCCUCGUGCAGGUCAAGUACUGCGGCAUCAAUGCGUCCGACAUCAACUACACGAACGGCGCCUACUUUUUGUCCGGCGUCGAGCCGCCUUUUGCCUGUGGUUUUGAGGCCUUGGGCACGGUCCUGGACGUCGGACCGGGUGUGAAAAAGCUCCAGAAAGACGACGCGGUCGUUUUCGCCUCGGCUGGCGCCUUUGCUGAGCACUUGGUAACCCAAGAGAGCCGUCUCAUCAAGGUCCCUGCUGCUGUGCCCGAGGUCCUGCCAACGGUCCUGUGUGGCCUCACGGCGUCCAUAGCACUCGACCACGUGGGUGGGAUGACGCAUGGGGAGACGGUGAUGGUCACCGCGGCAGCUGGAGCCACGGGUCAAGUUGCUGUGCAGCUGGCGAAACUAGCUGGGAACCACGUGAUUGGCACGUGCAGCUCGCCCGAGAAGGUGGCGUACCUGCGCUCGAUCGGCUGCGACCGUCCCAUCAACUACCGUGAAGAGAAGGUGCAUGACGUGCUCCAGAAGGAGUACCCGCGUGGUGUCGACCUUGUGUUCGAGAGCGUGGGCGGAGAGAUGUUUGAGACGUGCGUCGACAACAUUGCGCGUAAGGGUCGCAUCAUUGUCGUUGGAGCGAUUGCGGGCUACCAGGACUCGAGCACGUGGAAGCACAAGGCCAGCGAGACCACGAUGCCGCUGCCGUCGAAACUACUGACCAAGGCCGCUUCCGUGCGCGGGUUCUUGUACACCGACUACAGCAGUGAGGCGCCCGCGCAUACGAAGAAGCUCACGACACUGGCGCAGCGUGGUGUGCUGACUGCGGGCGUGGACCCGUCCAAGUUUUACGGACUGGAAGGCAUUCCAGAUGCCAUUGACUAUAUGUACGAGCGCAAGAACAUUGGCAAGAUCGUCGUGAACCUCACGAAAGGCUCUGCGAAGCUGUAA